AUGGUCUCGACAAUCAUUGAUUCCGAUUCUUCUCCAUUCGCACAGCUCUGUCGGGCAGCCAUGUUGGUUGAAUUUGCCAUAAAGGCCACCUGGGCGCUUCCGACUGAUCAUUCUGCAAUUUCCAAAUGUCCUGCUCUCGUUGACCAAAUGUGCGACUUCAUGUUCGUUGUCGACAGAGAAGGCUCUGGAGAUAAACAGGCUGAUUACUCAUGGAUCGGGUCUCAAGCCCUCGCUAGGUCGGCUGCUUUCGUCUUACUUGACUUCUUUGCAUGCCCCGAGAAACUGAGCGGUCAAGCAGGAUACGUCAUGUCGCCAGGCGCGAAAAGUGAGGAUGAGGUAUGCAUGACAAAUCGUGCUAUGGUAAUGACAAAAGAACUUGCAUAUCAGACCCAUUCUUUGGUGCAGAAACUCAUUCCUUCGAUGGAUACAGAUGAACUCUCAUCCUCAUACUUCUCGCAGAUAAGUCCGCAUAUUUUGGACUUAGUGUACUCCGCUUUAGCGACCUUCUACUGGUUUGCGGCAGAGGAGGGUAAUGGGGCAUAUCAGCACCACAUUUACGAUAUGCGCCAGUUCCUGGGGAGCAUGGGCAGCCGUUGGAGGCUAGCCAACGAAUAUCUCGGCCUGGUAGGAUACCAUGAUAGUAACAACAGGGCAGAAUUUCUUACCUGA
Molecule: messenger RNA, 669 nt
Organism: Exophiala bonariae
Lineage: Eukaryota; Fungi; Ascomycota; Eurotiomycetes; Chaetothyriales; Herpotrichiellaceae
Exons: 2
Coding region: 1-669 (222 amino acids)
Source: RefSeq, a predicted model, not a curated record